Molecule: messenger RNA, 2044 nt
Organism: Scophthalmus maximus (turbot)
Lineage: Eukaryota; Metazoa; Chordata; Actinopteri; Pleuronectiformes; Scophthalmidae
Gene: sec22bb
Product: SEC22 homolog B, vesicle trafficking protein b
Exons: 6
Coding region: 143-802 (219 amino acids)
Biological process (GO): endoplasmic reticulum to Golgi vesicle-mediated transport; retrograde vesicle-mediated transport, Golgi to endoplasmic reticulum; vesicle fusion with Golgi apparatus
Cellular component (GO): SNARE complex; ER to Golgi transport vesicle membrane; Golgi membrane
Molecular function (GO): SNAP receptor activity
Source: RefSeq, a predicted model, not a curated record
GACGCACCAAAGCUCUAGCGUUUCCGGCCAGCUCAGCGCGUCAGACCUGUGGUGUUGUCGGUUCACAGCCUGUCAAGCCUCGGUCCGCUCACCGGGAACGUUUCAACCGGGCGGCGGAGGAACCCCAGGAGACGGCGGAGAGAUGGUGCUGCUGACGAUGAUCGCUCGGCUGGCCGACGGUCUGCCGCUGGCCGCCUCGAUGCAGGAGGACGAGCAGGGAAGUGAAAAGUUGGGUCGGGAUCUUCAGCAGUAUCAGAGUCAAGCGAAGCAGCUCUUCAGGAAGCUCAACGACCAGAGUCCCACACGCUGCACUUUGGAGGCUGGUUCCAUGGCAUUUCACUAUUUUAUAGAGAAAGGGGUGGUCUACCUUGUGCUGUGUGAAGCCAGCUUUCCCAAGAAGCUGGCCUUUGCCUAUCUAGAAGACCUCCAGGCAGAGUUCCAUGAGCAACAUGGAAAGAAGGUGCCCACAGUGUCCCGGCCGUACUCCUUCAUUGAGUUUGACACCUACAUCCAAAAAACCAAGAAGUCGUACAUCGACAGCAGAGCGAGAAGGAACCUGGGCAGCAUCAACACAGAGCUCCAGGACGUACAGAGGAUCAUGGUGGCCAACAUAGAGGAGGUGCUGCAGAGAGGAGAGGCUCUCUCCGCGCUCGACUCCAAGGCCAGCAACUUGUCCUCCCUGUCGAAGAAGUACAGGAGCGAUGCCAAGUAUCUGAAUACCCGCUCCACCUAUGCCAAGCUGGCAGCCGGUGGUGUCUUUUUCAUCAUGCUCAUUGUCUAUGUACGCUUUUGGUGGCUCUGAGAGAGGGAACAGGAAGGAGGUAUUGAAGUUGAAAACGAGUCUGCAGACGCUAAGAAAAGCUGUCACCUUCGCCUAAAAACAGGAUCCCUGCUCUUAAUAAGACUUUACAGACCAUCAUUCCUUUUGUUCCUGCAUGUCCAUGGAAAUGUCACCUGAAUUUCAAUAAUCUCAUUAUACAUAUAAUAAUUAUAUUAUAAAGAUUGCUUUGUAUUUACAGGCAAUUUGUGUGCAAGUGUGAAGGAAAACAUUUUUUGUGAGUUUCCAAAGCUGUACUGUUCUUUACCAGGAGUGACUGAUGGAAUCUUGUAUAUUGCCUAAUAAUACAGCGAAGAGCAACCCCCCCCCCCCCCCUUUUUUUUUUCAUCCCGAGCGCAUCAUAUGGUUAUUACCAUUCCUUAAUAUGAUAAUCAUAGUAGUGGUGGCUUGAUGGGCCUUUAUAACAAAAAGAAUGUGCUACAGUAGCAGAUAUUGGACAGAAGUUGUAUUGAUCCUUGGGCGGUUUAAUAGGCUCAGCAACAACAUAGAAAAAGGUAUCAUAGCUCAAUUGACUGUUUAUUAAAAAAGCUGUAUGAAAACCAUGAAAAUGCUAAUUCACUUGGACUCUUAAGGGCCGUAAAAAAUAUAUAUUAAGAGGAAAGGAUGGUAAGGAAAGGGGGAGGGUGAAGUAUUUCUUGUUUUUGUGAAGUGAGAGGAGUCAGGGGAGGCUUACUUGAUUUUUAUUCACCCCAAAUUUAUAUUUCAGCCUUCACUUGUAAAGUGAUAUCUUUUUUAAUUAUUUUUUUUCCUAAGGAUAAAAUAGUUGCAAAUGAUGGGUUUAGCAUGUGUCACAUUGGGUCAUAAUGAUGCCUCCUCAUAUGCAGAGGACAUAUGAGAGGUGUAAAAAUUAAUAAUCCUGGGGACGGCAUUGCUUUUUUUAGCAACGCCCCUCCCUCCUCCAAUCACGUUCAGAGGGUCCCUUACCUGAUCUGAACAGUGCGUGUCCACACUUCCCUUUAUGUUAUCUUGCAAAAUGACUGUGAUUCGGCACAUUUCUGUAACCAGACAUUUAAAAAAAAAAAAAAAAAGAUUUAAUGUCCAGUCAGGUUAUUUUAUUUUGUGUAAAGUUUACAUACGUCCACCCUUGAUUUUAAAGCGAAUUCAGGCCGAGAGUCACAAGGCGUUUAAGAAACCUGCCAUGUUUGACACACCUUCACCCUUUCUGUUAUGUCUGUUAUCUAUGAAUAAAAUCAUUUGUUCGAUGAA